AUGAACGUCAUUAGUUGGAAUUGCAGGGGAUUAGGCAGCAAAGCCUUUCCUUCUCUUAUCCGUAAUCUGAGGCAUGAAUAUGGAGCCAAUAUAUUCUUCCUCUUAGAAACUCAUGUGAGUGGUGUUCGAGGUAACCAAAUUAGAGACAAGAUAGAAUUUGAUAAAUCCUUUGUAGUGGAUGCAGUGGGUCAUGCUGGAGAAAUUUGGUGUCUCUGGGACUCUUCUGUUUGGAGUGUGGAUGUGCUAGAGCAUGACAAGCAGUACGUGCACCUAAAAGUCUCAGGUAAUAAUUCCACGCCAUGGCUCAUUACUGCUGUUUAUGGAAGCCCCCAGCGAGUGACAAGAAGAACGCUCUGGCAAGCCGUUAAAUCAUAUGCUGCUAGUAUUAACCUCCCCUGGUGCCUGUUGGGUGACUUCAAUGCUAUGUUUAACAACCAUGAGAAAAGUGGAGGGACGCUGAGAAAUGGCCAUGGUGCAUGUAAGGAGUUUCAGGAGUGUGUUUCGACAUGUGGCCUGGUUGAUUUGGGUUUUGCAGGCUGGCCAUAUACUUGGAAGAGGGGCAAUCUUGCUGAGAGUGUGCAGAAUAAAGGUAGAAGAUCAUUUCGUUUUCUUGCGGCAUGGAUUACUCACCCUGAUUUUGGGAAUGCUGUUGAUGCAUCUUGGAAUGUCCAGGGCUCCUAG
This is a messenger RNA of Arachis ipaensis, 681 nucleotides long. RefSeq lists its product as uncharacterized. Gene Ontology annotation, molecular function: catalytic activity. NCBI's taxonomy places the organism in Eukaryota, Viridiplantae, Streptophyta, Magnoliopsida, Fabales, Fabaceae. The record is from RefSeq and is a predicted model, not a curated record.